AUGCUGGAGAUUAUUGAAGAGCAUGCCCCUGGACUUGGACAGAAGAAAUUCUUUGGAGGUGACAAAAUUGGAAUGGUGGACCUUGCCUUGGGUCAGCUUGCACACUGGAUGGGAGCCAUUGAAGAAGUCACCGGGGUUCAGAUAAUGGAAGCCGGCAAGUUCCCUCGCCUGGAACCCUGGAUGAAGAACUUCAAGGAAGAUCCUGUAAUCAAAGAAAACCUCCCCGAAUUCAAGGAUAUGAUAGCAGCCAUGAAACGUCGUAGGGAGACCUUGCUAGCAUCCAAGUGAUCAUAAUAUAGUGUUCUAUCUUUAAAAAUAUUUAAAAAUGUUUAUUUAUAAUGUAAUUUUAAUUUAUUAAAUAAUAAAUUUUAAUUAUUUUG
Molecule: messenger RNA, 380 nt
Organism: Rubroshorea leprosula
Lineage: Eukaryota; Viridiplantae; Streptophyta; Magnoliopsida; Malvales; Dipterocarpaceae
Source: the annotation of a GenBank genome assembly